This is a messenger RNA of Pyricularia grisea, 330 nucleotides long. RefSeq lists its product as uncharacterized. The transcript has a single exon. The coding region runs from base 1 to 330 and encodes 109 amino acids. The record is from RefSeq and is a predicted model, not a curated record. NCBI's taxonomy places the organism in Eukaryota, Fungi, Ascomycota, Sordariomycetes, Magnaporthales, Pyriculariaceae.
AUGCAGUUUUCAACCAUCGCCACCCUGUGUCUCGUCUUUGGGUCCACCCUCGCCGUGGGUGGUGAAAUUAGGUGCAAUAUUGCGAUACAAAAAAAUAACAUCCUUCAAAGCCCCGAGCAGCAAACGGCGGGUAACUGGUUUAGCUUCUUCGUCGGAGUAAAACCGAAUAGAAUAUUAGUAGCUCAAUGCAGAAGCAGAUCCUAUCAUAACUGCAAUAACAUAGAAUGCCGGAAACUAGCAAAAGGUUAUUCGGCGGAAUAUGUUUCUCUAGUUGGCGAGAGUGGCUCGGUUGGAUCCCUGGGGAGGGAUCCUCAAGCAACUACAUAUUAA